Messenger RNA from Cyprinodon tularosa, 1303 nucleotides. It is a transcript of the gene runx2a, whose product is annotated as RUNX family transcription factor 2a. Gene Ontology annotation, biological process: neuron differentiation; regulation of transcription by RNA polymerase II; regulation of cell differentiation. The record is from RefSeq and is a predicted model, not a curated record. Gene Ontology annotation, cellular component: nucleus. The transcript has 7 exons. The coding region runs from base 135 to 1061 and encodes 308 amino acids. Gene Ontology annotation, molecular function: RNA polymerase II cis-regulatory region sequence-specific DNA binding; ATP binding; DNA-binding transcription factor activity, RNA polymerase II-specific. Lineage: Eukaryota; Metazoa; Chordata; Actinopteri; Cyprinodontiformes; Cyprinodontidae.
CAGGCCUGGCCUUGGGUUCGGACGUCGGCUUUGUGCACUGACAGAUUUAGGUUUUGGGGUUUAUUUGGGUUUCAGCCUCUCUGACCGCCACCGACCAACACUGCUCUGCUGCUCGCACCAAACAGGUUUUUUUAAUGGCUUCCAACAGUCUGUUCAGCAGCUCCAGCCCCAUGCUGUACUGGGACACCGUGGGUAAAUGUCGGCCGGCUCCAUCCCCUAAACUUCACCAGCUGGAUGAGCAGGAUGUGAGAGCUCCAUUGCAGCAGCACAGCACAGCAUCCCAAAGAGGCCUGGUUCACACUGACAGCCCCAACUUCCUCUGCAGCAUCCUGCCACAGCACUGGAGAUGUAACAAGACCCUGCCCAGAGCUUUCACAGUGGUUGCUGUCGGUAACGACGUGCCAGACGGGGUGGUUGUGACGGUGAUGGCGGGCAAUGAUGACAACUGCAGCGCUGAGCUACGCAAUGCCACAACAACCAUGAAGCAAGGUUAUGCCCAGUUCAACGAUCUUCGCUUCAUUGGUCGCAGUGGCAGAGGGAAGACCUUCACCCUAUCAAUCAAUGUGCUGACCUCACCUCCUCAAAUAGCCACAGUACACAGAGCAAUCAAGAUUACUGUGGAUGGACCCCGUCUGCCGAGACGUCAGAGACAGAAAGAGCUGAAGUCAGGAAUUUUCCGGCCUCCCAGCAGCAUCAGCAGCUCUGCCCCAAUAGACUGCAGGUCCUUUUCCUCCUCCCUGUGGAACAAUGAGCCCUCAUUUCUUGGUCAGGUCACAUCUCUGACAUCCUCCUUCACUCCUGCUCCCAGACUGCAUCACCUGCCCUCUGGCCCCUUCUCCACCCAUCCUCCUCCAUACGCCUCCUAUUUGUCCUCUGCUCCUUCUGGUCCCCCUCCGCUGAGCCACAGUGGUCCCUUCCAGCCAGGCAGUUUCUACUACGGGUCCAACCAACCACUCCAAAGCACAGGGGAGGACCGCAACAUUGUUGCUACCAUGUCCAAUUACAUAGAAGGGGCGUGUCUUAACAUGAGGGGGGAGGAGCCUGUCUGGAGACCUUACUGAUGGCAAUAAGUUCAGUUGUAACCACAUGUUUUAUUUUGUUUGUUCACACAUAAUGUCUUAUUUGUUGCAUGUAUUAUUGCUUUAGAUGAAUAUUCUUUUCAGAUUUUAGAAAACUUUGUACCAAUCUGACUGUAUGAUCUGGUUUAAUUGUCUCUGUAAAAUGCAUUGAGAUGACAUGUUGUUAAUGGUUGCUAUGGAAAUGGAAAUAAUUGAAAAUGUAAUUUUUUUAAAAUAAAAUGAUG